GGCGAUGGGAGGACGACUUUUUUGAGCGCUGAACGUCUUCUCGGAAACCUCAAAACACGAGUUGAGCCACAACAAAGGCGGUGGCUUUAUAGAAACGGGGCGAAGAAACAUUCAGUGUGUUCGACUGUGAGGAAGCCAACAUGAAGUGCCCGCAAUAUGACGCAGCCAAAGCCAAGGGGAACAUGGAAAGAGGCUCCCCGGAGAAGCCCUUGGGCCUCCGUGGGAAAGAUUCCCCCAUCAAGGACCCCCUCGCUCUCAAGCCCCUUGCUGAGAAGGUGUCCACAGUGUUGUUCCACAACGACACCCUCGGAGCGGCCCGUGACAAAGAGAACCGAACCCUAAAGGCGCACGAGAGGACUUUCGACGAGGCGUUAAAUGACAGCGGCUACUUGUCCUUGUACAACAGUCAUAUAGACGAAGACGACAAUCACGGUCAGGGCAAAACCAAAAUCCCGCUGCCCCUGCUCCCUCCAUGUGUGACACCAAAACGGUCCAAUCUAUGUCAAGAGGGUACGGUUUUAGACUGCCUUGUGAGCCUGGGGGCUUCUUCCACGCCCGUGGACCACUGCUGGCAGAAACCACCCAUGUUUGCCUUGUCAUCCACCCCCGCUGAGCACCACCACAACCCCAACCUGCCCAUCAUCAAGUUCCAGCAAGCCGUGUGUCAAGAGCUCGCCAAGAGUUACAGCAAGAAUAAGAGGUACGACUGGAGUGUCAUCACGGAGUUGGCCAAGGAUCAUCUGCUGCACCAGGUGAUCGGCGGCGGCAUGGGCUGCGAGUUUGUGGACGUGUUCGCGUCUCUCCUGUCCAAGAACAUGAGAAGCAUCCUCGCCAACAUCCUGGCCCUUCUGGGAGACAUGGACCUCAUCAGUUGCAAGAAGGUGAGCAGGACGUGGAGGAAGAUCGUACGUGAAGAUAGCGCUGCGCUGAGAAGGUGCCGGCAAGCUGAAAAGACGCUUCAGGAGUCAUUAAGCUUCGUGAAGCUAAAGAGUUGCGGUCUGACGAGAGAUGUGGUCGCGUCCCGGGUGGUGAUGUCCUGCAUGCAGAAAGUGGCCUCUCCGCACCCUCCUCCGUCGCAGUCGUCGUCGUCGUCAUCCUCCUCUUUGGCGAGCGGCGGUGUCAACAGACGGUCUGCUGCUCCAACGCAGAAACGGAACGGCAAAUCUCACUUGCAGAGUUCUCGCUUCAACGAAUACUUGCAGGCCGCCAGCAACUUGAAGCAGGACGAGUCCCUGCGGCGGUGCAGGCAGUGCGGCUCGCCCGCGGCGCACUCUGCCGAGGCCCAGCGAGCCACGUGCACGCGGCCCAGCUGCAACUUCGUCUUCUGCACCCUCUGCCAGGAGGCUUUCCACGGCUCCGCCCCGUGCCGGAUGGCGCGCUGCCACACCCGCUUGCCCGCCUCGGGCAGCGCCUACUCCGUCCUUCCUGGCAGCGCGCUGAGCAAGAGGAAUGUACGGAGGUUGUGACUGGGAGGGUGCGGGUGUUUUGCCUUUUUCUGUAUUGUUGCCAAAGAGGUGGGAUUUCAAAGGGGCUGUUGCCGUGGGCUUCUAAAUGUUGAUUUAAAG
Messenger RNA from Phycodurus eques (leafy seadragon), 1565 nucleotides. RefSeq names its product F-box protein 5 (gene fbxo5). The record is from RefSeq and is a predicted model, not a curated record. Gene Ontology annotation, biological process: negative regulation of meiotic nuclear division; regulation of mitotic nuclear division. Gene Ontology annotation, cellular component: nucleus. Lineage: Eukaryota; Metazoa; Chordata; Actinopteri; Syngnathiformes; Syngnathidae. Gene Ontology annotation, molecular function: zinc ion binding; protein binding.